Messenger RNA from Brachypodium distachyon (stiff brome), 713 nucleotides. RefSeq names its product putative lipid-binding protein AIR1B. Lineage: Eukaryota; Viridiplantae; Streptophyta; Magnoliopsida; Poales; Poaceae. The transcript has a single exon. The coding region runs from base 102 to 467 and encodes 121 amino acids. The record is from RefSeq and is a predicted model, not a curated record.
CCAUAACAGAAGAUCAGCAAUCCCACCCUGCAAAGAGCACCCAAGACAACGAGGCAAUAGCUACCAGACGUCCGAACUAAUUCCAACGAAAGAUCGAAGAAAUGGCAGCCUGCAAACCCAGGGCCUUGGCGGCGCUGUUCGUGGCGCUGAACCUCCUGGUGGUGUCCGGCGUGGUCCGCGGGCAGACGCCGUCGAGCCGCGGGAACCCGUGCCCGACGAACGCGCUGGCGGACUUAAAGGUGUGCGGGGACGUGCUGGUGCUGCUGAAGCUGAAGAUCAACGUGCCGGCGAACCAGCAGUGCUGCCCGCUGAUCGGGCAGCUGGUGAAGCUGGACGUGGCCGCCUGCCUCUGCGCCGCCAUCAAGCUCAGCGUCCUCGGCAUCCCCAUCAACCUGCCGCUCGACGUCCCGCUCGUCCUCAACUACUGCGGCCGGAACGCCUCCGCCGCAGGGGCCAACUGCUCCUGAUCGAUCAUUUCACGUCCCAAUCAACUCUUUACAUAUAUGCACCGAAGAAGAAGCUAGUCGUCGCAUGGGCAUGUAUCUGCGGAUCGAUGCUUUAAUGGCUUCAGGUUAUAUGCUCAAAAUGUUGGAGAUAGUCGACGAGCAUCUCAAAAGGAAAGGGAAGUCAUAUAGUCGAUCGUUGUUGUCGAAGUGUUGCGUCGUAUGUUUGGAUUAUUUGAAUAAUAAACGUUAAUUCCUUCGAUUUGUCAA